UCUUUGAAGCCAUCUCUGGGAAGAUGAAGCUUCCAGUAGCAGCGGUCUGGUUUGGAACCCGCUUGUUUUAAGAGUACCUGGGAAUUUCUACCCAAAUUUGCCUUUCCAGCGUAAAUUAUUGGACAAUGAGUUAUUUUUAUUUUUUGCAUAUUUUCAUGCUACAUAACCAUUUUUCUUCCUUCUCAUUUUGUUCAAUGGGAAAAACUUGAGCCAGUUGUGUAGCUCAUUCUUACUUUGCCACAUUUCUCUUGCUGAGCCAAAGUCCACAGCACAUCUAUUUUUGUGUGCUGGUUGCUGUUUGGGUUUUUUUUUUCUUUAUAUGACAUACGCCACUUCUUGAGUGCUUUUAACUCUUUCACAUUCAACCUGUCCUUCUGCAUUGCUGAAUAGGCGUAGAAUCACUCAAGGAAUUAAAUAAUUUCAGACUUGCAGAAGAUGACUCAUAUGCUUCAGAAACAUUUUUAUGGCUGUGCUUGGCUCAUUUGUACAGGAGUUUAACAGUAGUAAUAUGAGGUAUUGCAUUAACUGUUGCAUACAUUUAUUACCAAAUGACUUGCACAGACAGUGUUUCAGAUGCCGUGGACCCAACCAUAAUAACCAGAAGUGUCCUGUUUGCAGAGGGGGAAAUAAGAUCCCUUUGUACGCCGACAGCAAGCAGAUGAAGUUGCUUGCAGUUUUGGAAGUAAGGACUGAUCACGGCGAAAGCUGGAAUGGAUUUUUCUGCUUGAGGAAGGGGAAGCUAUGCAGCUUAAUAUUUGGGCUGAUUAUAAUGACUCUAGUGAUGGCAUCCUAUGUACUGACUGGAGCCAAACAUGGCCUGUUGUUAAUACCAUCUCCCUUCCAUUACGGAGCUUUUACUAGCAAUCCCAGCUUAAUGGACAAUGAAAGCCUUAGUGACAUGAAAGACCAUUACCAGCCUUCUAAAAUGAAUAUUUCAUAUGUAAAGGAUUAUCCAAGCAUUAAAUUAAUUAUUGACACUAUUACUUCAAAGAUAGAGUUUAUAACGAGACAGCGCCCUGAUUUAGAAGAGCUGAGGAAACAAGAGCCACAUAUGUUUUCAGUAAUUCCUAAUAAAUUCCUUCCAAAUAGCAAGAAUCCUUGUUGGUAUGAAGAGUACCGAGGAAACACAACCACCGACCCUUAUGCAACAAACUCCUAUGCACUGUAUUCAAAGCGCUUUCGGACCAUAUUCGAUUACCUCAGGAAGGUAUUUUGGAACCACUUGUACCAUUAUAAGGACAAACACUACCGCCUGCGCUGUCUCCCCCAUUUCUACAUCAUUGGUCAGCCCAAGUGCGGGACGACGGACCUGUACGACCGGCUCAGGCUGCACCCCGACGUUCGGUUCUCAGCAAUCAAAGAGCCACACUGGUGGACAAGAAAACGGUUUG
Messenger RNA from Mesitornis unicolor (brown roatelo), 1391 nucleotides. Its product is annotated as carbohydrate sulfotransferase 15-like. The record is from RefSeq and is a predicted model, not a curated record. Gene Ontology annotation, molecular function: N-acetylgalactosamine 4-sulfate 6-O-sulfotransferase activity. The annotation marks the transcript as partial. Gene Ontology annotation, biological process: hexose biosynthetic process. NCBI's taxonomy places the organism in Eukaryota, Metazoa, Chordata, Aves, Mesitornithiformes, Mesitornithidae. The transcript has 2 exons.